GGCGGUCCCGUACGUCCCGGUCCCGGGAAGCAGUUCCGCCGCUUCCUGCGCCGGGCGGGCGGCUGCGAUGCCCGUGGAGCCCUUGGUCUGCGCCGACACGGCCACGCGGGUGAGCUCCGUGCUGAACCGGGACGCGAAGCAGUUCGGGAAGAAGCACAUGUUUGAUGGGAGUGAGGAGACGUGCUGGAACUCGGAUCAGGGCACCUGCCAGUGGGUCACCCUGGAUUUCCCCUGCACCGUCAAGGUCUCACAGCUCCACAUCCAGUUCCAGGGGGGAUUCUCCAGCCGGCUGUGCACACUGGAAGGCUGCAGAGCAGGGGAAGAACUGGUGAAAAUAUCUGAGCUGUACCCCGAGGACAUCCAUGCCAUGCAGAGAUUUCAGGUGGAGGAGACAGUGCUGGAUAAGCUGAAGAUCACCUUUGAGAACAGCACUGACUUCUUUGGGAGGAUCGUGGUCUAUCACCUCGGGGUGCUGGGGGAGAGGCUCUAAGGCAGUGGCAAGGGACAGCACGGAGGAAAGGGGACAACAAAAGCUGCCAGUGGGGAUGUACAGCCUCCAACUGCACCCCAAGGUGCUGAGAGGGACCCCCUGCCCCACAGGAUGGCAGUGACAGAGGGACACUAGAGCAGAGAUCCAUGUGCUGGACUUUGGUGGGACACAGAAGUGUAAUGACACAAAUAAAUGGUGUCCCCACUC
Molecule: messenger RNA, 697 nt
Organism: Apus apus (common swift)
Lineage: Eukaryota; Metazoa; Chordata; Aves; Apodiformes; Apodidae
Gene: NR2C2AP
Product: nuclear receptor 2C2 associated protein
Exons: 6
Coding region: 68-490 (140 amino acids)
Source: RefSeq, a predicted model, not a curated record